Molecule: messenger RNA, 486 nt
Organism: Pelobates cultripes (western spadefoot toad)
Lineage: Eukaryota; Metazoa; Chordata; Amphibia; Anura; Pelobatidae
Source: the annotation of a GenBank genome assembly
AUGGAAGAUUUAGUCGACGCGCACAACGCGUCCGCAGAGCACUUAAAAUCCCUCACAGACCAGAUCCAGAAAUGCGAAGCAAAACUCAUGGACCUAGAGGAUCGAUCUAGAAGGAGCAAUAUUAGGCUGAGGGGCAUCCCAGAGACGGUCCUCCCGGCGGAUCUACCCAGUUAUGUACACAGCUUUUUCAAGCUCCUGACCCCAGAAAUACCCACAGACAUGCUGCUGCUGGACCGCUUGCACAGAGUCCUUAAACCUCAACAUAUUGCCACGUCCUUACCCAGGGAUGUGUUAUUGAAAGCACACUACUUUCAUGUUAAAGACCUCCUGAUGAGGAGAAGCAGAACCGUGAAAGACCUACCAGCUGAAUAUACAAGCAUUAAAAUGUUUUCAGAUCUUUCAGCAGCCACCCUGAAACACCGGAAAAACCUUCCAACAGGUGACGGAAACCCUACGCGCCAACCGUAUCCUGCAAAUAACUGUUAA